CGAAGGUGGUGGCUUUCCGGGGCCCGCGGUUCCCCGGCGCAAGCGGAGGUCAGGGUGGCGGGCGCUUAGGCCUCCGCGACCGGAAAUGGCGGCGGACGGCAGGAUGGAGGACGUGAGUGCGGGUUCUGUGGACCUGCUCCAGAGUGUCGACGACGACCCGCUGCUGGACGCCCAGCUUCUCCCCCAGCACGCUCUGCAGGCUUACUUCAGACCCACAUUCCACCCUCUGCCGACAGCAGUCAUGGCGAACCUCCUGUUGUUGGUACAUGUGGUGUUCGCUACCGUAGCGCUCUUAGCAGGUGUGCUCUGCUCUUACCCGGACCCAAACGAGGACAGGUGUCCAGGAAACUACACCAGACCACUGAAAGUUCAGACGGCCAUAAUCCUGGGGAAGGUGGCCCUGUGGAUCCUGCACUUGCUGCUCGAGCGUUACAUCCACUAUCACCACAGCUGCGCCCGGAGCCGAGGCUACCACGAGAUCUGCCGGUCCACGCGGUGCCUGGGGAGACUCGCCCUCGGGGCACACUCCACUGGCAACACACUGCUUCUCCUCCUCCUGUGCGUGCAGCACUCCUUUCCUGAGCCCAGCAGGCUGUACCUGGAGUUCAUGUUGCUCAUCCUGGCCCUGGAACUGGUCUGUUCCCUGGCCUGUCUGCUCCUUUAUGCAGUGAAAAUUAGAAAAUUUAACAAAGCCAAACCACAGCCGGAUGUACUUGAAGAAGAAAAAAUCUACACUUACCCCAGCAAGAUAACCUCUGAGACUGGAUUCAGGACGAUCUCAAGCCUGGAGGAAGUUGUAGAAAAGCAAGGAGACAUCAUCCUGUAUCUGAAGCGACACAAUGCCCUGCUGAGUAAGCGGCUGCUGGCGCUCACCUCCCCAGACCUGGCCUCUCAGCCCCGUACGUGAGAGGCUCACGGGCACGCCUGGCUGCCAGAGUCCAGUGACUUCCAGCUGGCCACCACGCCGCGCCGCGCCAGGGGACCGAGGCCUUUGUUGAGUGGUGUUUACCGUGUGCGCUGGACACCUGAUUCGGCCGCACCUGUGCCGCUGUCCCCUCCCUGAAGCCUGUGGAUCAUGCCAGAAGUCCUGAUGCCUUGAGAAUGGCUGUUUUGUACAUUUUAGAAUUAUUUCAUUCUUUGGCUUUUCUAGAAUCAGUGGUGAAACUUAAGGGCCCUGCAAGCAUUUGGCUGUUUCUGACCUGACAGUCUGCUUUUGGAAGGGUUUUAAACAGAGUUCUUUCUCCUGUCAGGCUGCUGAGAGAAACCACUAAUGCUGGUGGCAGUGCUUCCUCCCGCAGACGCCCACGACGCACCCCUCGUGCUGAGGACGGUGUUGGGUAACAGAUGAGAUCGUAUAGUGUUUUUGUUUGUAAGUGCUGGGGCUCAAACCCAGGGCCUCAGACAUGAUAGGCAGGCACUCGGCCACUGAACCAGCCACUCAUGCAGCUUUUAAAAAGAAUUUCCUAGAAUACAUCGAGUAUGGAAGCCAAAAGAAAGAAUUUCCUAGUGCCAGACAUGGUGGCUCACACCUAUAAUCCCAGCACUUACAGGGUUGAGGUAGAAGGAUCACUGUGAGUUCAAGGCCAGCCUGGUCAGUUUGGGCUAGAUUGAAAACCUGGCACAAAAAAAAGUUUCUUUGAGCCAGACAUGGUGACUCACGCCUGUAGUCCCAGCACUUGGGAGGCUGCGACAGGAGGAUCACCAUGCACUAGAGACCCUGUCUCAAAAAAUAAAAAGUUUUUCCUUCCCAUGGGACCAAGAUCUCCCUAGGGUGUUUACUAUGCAAUCAUACAGAGUUCUGUUUCUCAGAUAAAAUAUGAAGCUGGUUAGAGUCUUUAGUCCCAGCACUUGGGAGGCUGAGAUAGGAGGAUCAUUGUCAGAGGCCAGCCUGGACUGUAAUGAGAAAAACAAACAAAAAUCAAACAUGAAGAUUACCUGAACCUGAUGAUACAUAUUGUUGUUAACACCUUUCAUGGCAAAACAAUUUGUAACUUUCACUUUAUUUUUGCCCUUCCUUGAAUAAGUGGCCAGGCGUGGUGGUGCACGCCUCUAAUUCCAGCACUCGGGAAGCAGAGGUAGGAGGUUUGCUAUGAGUUCAAGGCCCGCCUGAGACUACAUAGUGAAUUCCAGGUCAGCCUGGCCUAGAGUGAGACCCUUCCUCGAACCCCCCCCCCCCGCAAGAAAGUUGCCAUAUAUUUAUGUAUUGGUUAUAUUUUCAUUCAGUCAGUAAAUUUAGUUAACUGGUGUGGUGGUGCACACCUGUAAUCCUGGCACUCAGGAGGCAGAGGCAGGAGGAUUGCUGUAGGUCCAAAGCUAGCCUAGUUUACAUAAUGAGUUCCAGGCUAGCUAAAGCUACAUAGUGAGAUCCUGUCUCCAGAAAACAAGUUUGGUCAUAGGAAUUUCAGAUUUUUACGGCUUAAAAAUUUGUUUAAAUGUAUGUUUAACAAAAAAGGAUACUUUUUAGUUUUGGUUGUGCUUAAACAUUUUGAUGGGGAUGCCAUGGCAAAUUAUAUGUAGAUAUUAAACAUUCUUGAGAUAAAGGUGAAGUAUUUCUCCAUUUUCCCCAGAGUUCCCCUUUCAUUUAUUUAUACUUUUCAGAGCUCAUAAUGAGUAAUUUUAAACAAUAAAUGAAACUAAACUACG
Messenger RNA from Jaculus jaculus (lesser Egyptian jerboa), 2643 nucleotides. It is a transcript of the gene Tmem192, whose product is annotated as transmembrane protein 192. NCBI's taxonomy places the organism in Eukaryota, Metazoa, Chordata, Mammalia, Rodentia, Dipodidae. The transcript is spliced from 6 exons. The coding region runs from base 86 to 907 and encodes 273 amino acids. The record is from RefSeq and is a predicted model, not a curated record. Gene Ontology annotation, cellular component: late endosome; lysosomal membrane.